UCCAGCCAAUGAAAUUGAUUAUUAUCGAUUUAAAAUAAAUUAGUGCCCGUUGAAAACCGCGUGAAAAGUUGUUACAGCAUAUCAGAGUGUUUAGUUCCGUCGGUGCACGCAUAAUUAAAAUCCAUACCGUUUAUUUUCGUUAAGGUUUCGAUAAUAAACAGUGAGAUUUAUCGAGUUUUUAAGUGCGCCGAAUUGAAGUGACGAUGUAGUUUCGAACAUUGCGAAAUAGUGUGUUGAAAAUUCACUUAAACCUAAAUAGAUCGCUAUCAGAAUUUUCUGGAUCUUUGCUUCUAAACUUGCAGAAAAUACAGUGCCGAAGCUGAAUUCUAAAUUUAAAGGUGUUAAAAAGAUAGGUGCUCGUGAAAUUGGUGAGCAAAUAUAAUAAUUCCUUGCUUGCAGGAUAAUUCCUUGCUCUACCUAUGUAGAAAGUUCCUAGGCCUGCACGAUAAAGUUUAUGUAUAUUAAAUAAGGUGAUCUUUUCAAUUUUCCUGCAGUUAAACACUUCGUAUAAGGCAAAAUACAAACCGAAUCGAGUGGUCUGCAAAAAACUGUUCCAAAGUGAAGAAUGCAAAUGGCAAUAUGCCUUCAACGACGCAGUACGUAAGCAUCAUAGUAACCAUGUACUCAUUUUCUAUCGUGUCGCAUAGUUUCCGAUCAGACUAUAAUCCGAACGUAAUCGAGUAUACUCGGGAAAUCACAUUGAAGAAGCAAGAAGGAAAACUACAGGGACGAGUGAUAAGACUAAAUAACGCGGAAUUGCGGUCGGUUGAGGUGUACUUGGGGGUGCCGUAUGCGGCCCCUCCGGUGGGACAGUUUCGGUUUAUGCCACCCAGCGAUGUUUCGUGGGUUGGUAUUAAAUAUGCGGACGCGUUCGGACCGGUAUGUCCACAGAACUUUCCCAGCGAAGAGACAAUGACGACGGAAAGAAAGAGACAUUUUAGAAAACUGAAGAGGUUUUUGGAGAACCAAAGCGAAGAUUGUUUGUAUUUGAAUAUAUACGCUCCCUACCAGGGUCUGGAGUCGAGAACACGAAAAUAUCCCGUAAUGGUUUUCAUCCACGGAGAGUCUUUCGAAUGGAAUUCGGGAAAUCCAUACGACGGAAGCGUUUUGGCAGCCUUCGGGAAUGUAAUUGUUGUGACAUUGAACUUUAGGUUGGGAAUACUAGGAUUUCUAAAACUGGAAGCCGAAGAAACAACAAGGCAAAGUAAUUUCGGGCUGAUGGAUUUACUUGCUGCGCUGGUCUGGGUACAAGACAACAUCGAAGCAUUUGGUGGCGAUCCAGGUAGCGUGACACUAAUCGGUCAUGGAACGGGAGCAGUAUGUGCAAGCCUGUUUACAAUAAGUCCAUUAGCUAUGAAGGAUAAUAAAAAACUUUUCCACAGAGCAAUUCUAAUGAGCGGUACCGCGCUUUCCGAUUGGGCGCUUGUCUCCAAGCCGAUCGAUAUCUCUAUCCAAGUAGCAGCGAACCUGAAUUGUCAGCUACACGACAAUUUUGCCGCGUGUUUAAGAAGGAAACGACUUGAAGAAAUCAUGGAGUCCAUACCUGCGUCCGAACCAUACAAAACAACGUUCGGUCCGGUAGUUGAUAACUUAUUUGUUCCCAACGAUCCCAGGAAGUCGAUGAUGCAAUACGUGGAUAUAUUCAAAAGAUUCGAACUGAUGUACGGCGUUACGGAGCUGGAAAGCAAACAUUUGGCAUUCGGAGGAGACGUAGCACUUACGCAUGGUAUGUUAGAAAGGGAGAGAGACAAUGAACUGAAGAAGUAUAUGCGUACCCGAUGCGAAAUGAAGCCUGACACUUGCUUUAUGGAGGCGAUGGCGAAAUACAAAUACGAUCAUCGAAGAUUUCAGAGUGAACAGGAAUUCGGAGACUAUUCGGGUCACGAGCCAGACAGAGCGACCCUGGCCCGAGACGAAUUGCUAGACAUCUUAUCCGACGCUAGAACGGUGGCUCCUCUCAUCCAGACUGGUUUAUAUCACUCCAGAUUGAACAUGCAAUCGUAUUUCUAUGUCUUCGCGCAUAAAACGCAUUCCAAGGAAUAUAUUAUAAACAAAACAUACAAUGGCGAAGAUCUGUCUUAUGUGUUCGGCGUCCCACUGGAAGGUUCGAAGUUUCAUUUCGAGGACGUACCUUAUACGCAAUACGAGAAAAUGUUUUCCCAGAGGAUAAUGCGUUACUUUUGCAAUUUUGCUUACACUGGCAAUCCAAACAUGCCCAAGGAAAUAUAUCCGUCGUCCGAGUACGAUGUGUGGUCGCAGUUCGAUGUCGAGUGGCCAGAAUUCGAUGCGGAAAACCAGUUCUACCUCCAUCUAGGCAAUCCCAUUUCCAAGAAUAAAUUUUACCGUAGAGACCAGGUAGAAUUCUGGAAUCGCGAGUUUCCGGAUAUUACCGCGUCGUUGAAGAAUCCCUUCAAGUCUUAUACGUCUGAAAAUCCUCUACCAUGGGUGCGACACAAUCUAUCGAAAUUUGAAAAUUUUCACAAGCCAUUUCCUUCGUCGGAUUCUGCCGGCAUAGUAAGAACUUCCGGUAAUAGAGACCGAGCUAAUCCGGAGACUGAAGUUUACGGAAUUAUACGAAACUCACCAGCCGAAAGCGUUACAGAUAUCACGCAUAGUUCUUCAAGUCUCAGCAUCCUGUUGAUAGUUGGGGGCCUCUUUCUACUAGCCAAUGUGAUAUUUUUCGUUUUCUUAUACUACCGUUGCAUAAAAAAUAAGAAAUCGUCUACAGAACCGAUCAGUAUUUCCCCUGUCGAAGAUUGCGUGGACGGCAAACUCGAAAAGUCAGAAGACGCCAUGUUGUUCGCCGACUGCAAUAUCGUGAAAAUGUUUUCCAAAUCGAAAGUCGACGACGCGUACAAUACAUUGAGUGCAGAUAACGCUAAUAACAAACUGGCACGUCAUAUGUCGGACAGCACCAUUGACGCCCACACAAAAGUUCGCGAUUGGAUAACUAGCGAAAUUGUAUACAAAUAUAGCCCAAAACGUGAUAGAAAAGCGAAUAAGAAGAGGAACAACAAGCCCGAACCUCUACCGAUCGAAUUUCCGAUCGAAGUGGAAGAAAGUUCGACUUUGGGUAAAAGUCCCACUAGACCCGUAAGUCCCGUUGCUGAUGUAAAUGUUGCAAGGCCGUUGCUGAUAAAAACAGCCAGUAUAGACAGCUCGAAGCACCGUAGAAGACCGGGAAAAGUUUCCGUGGCGAUCGAUGCUACACCGACGGGCAGAGGUUCAAGCGUCUUGAUGCAGCAACCGAUAGAACUUACCAAGUCACUGGAUUAUCCAAAAGUGUCCCCGACUCCUCUAAGGCGGUCAAUUACGAUGGAAGAUUUUUCUCCAAGGAAACUUGACAACGUGGCAAAUGAGUUGCGGAAAAGUAUCACCAACGUUAAUUUAGGCAACGUGGACACGGAGCCGAAAGUAAUCAGGAUUGAACACGGUCAUUCAAAAUCUGAUCCGGUUCAGGAUGUUGACUAUAGCAGUAUGCGAAGGCUAAGGACUUUUGAUCCGAAUUACGAUAUCAACGUGACCUCCAGGGAUGAAAAUUGUCACGCUCCACCCGCGCUCACCCCCGAAGAAGCGUUGCUUACGAUAAAAAGGAGGAAUUUUCCUAAAGUUUUGCCCGAUCAUCCGGGAAGAGAGGCCUUUUUGAGCAAGAGGAGAUCGAUGCCCGUUCAAAAUGCGUUUUAUCCGAUCGCCGAAAACUCGCAGUAUUCUAGUUCGGAACCGUAUUCACCAACAAGUAGAAAUUUUAUGCGAUUUCCUCCGGUUCCUCCUCCCAGAACAUCAACGUUAGGUAGACAAGGAAGUAAUCCACAACCGGUGUGUUUAUCAGAACCUACGUUGGUCGAAGAACCAUCACCGUCUCCGGAACCAGAAAUAACCUGCAACAACUUGUACGUGGGUCCUCUGAUCCCCAAAAAUAAAUGUGACGGUAGUCAGGAAAAAAAUCUGCAAAAAUUGGAAGAAAAUAAUAAGAACUCGAUAGGUAAAGAAUAUAAAGGCAUACCCAGAGCCAUUGUAACUGCCAAUUCUAAUCAACCUGUAAAACAAAUUGAUCCAAAAGUAGUUGUCAAAGCUACGAUCAACAGAAGCAAAAGCGAUGACAAACCUAAAAAUAUACCUCGCGUUAUGGUACCCGACAACAGACCCGAAAUUGUGGCGACUUCGAAACCCGAAGUGUCGAGCAGAGACAUCCGGGAAAACUAUAAUUCAAAGGAGUCUGUAAUUGAAGCCAGAGCCAUGAAAAUGAAAAAGUCGCAGAUUCCGACAUUAAUAAAAACAUCCAAUCCUAGUUUAAAUAAAGAGUCAAGUUCAGAGUCUACAUCUCCUUCUGAUGAUUCUGAUACCGGAACAGUAGUCAAGAAGUCUUGAGUUAACAAAUCGAACUUUAUGGUCUACUUUUGUUUCUAAUAUAGUACAAGAUAUUUAGCUCGGGAAGGCUGGCGGUAUAUGUUAACACUGUUGACAACCGGGACACUGCUUACAUGAUACAAAUAAUUGGGUGUUACUUUAUUUUCUAUUAAUUAACCUAGUUUAAUUUCAACGACCCAACUUAUUAUGGAGCUUCUUGUCUACCCAGCCGGCAAAUAAUCUUGCAAUAACGACUCUCACUGAUUAAAAUUCACUAGACUACUAUGAUAACUGUAAUAUGAGAUACGGAUGUUUCACUAUCAGAGGUCUAAUUAACUGAAACACUUUUUUACAUUUUUAUUUUUAUAAUAUUUUUCGAGCAUACUGUUGUCAUUAGAGGAUCACUGUACUAGCUUUAAGAAGUUUUGGUUAUAAUCAUGGCGUCUGCUGUAUGUAAUGAAAUAUUUUUUAACACAAAAUUGACCUAGCAUAAGACUGAAAUAAAAAAAUAUACAAAAUAGAAAUAUCUUUAUUUAUUGUACAUAUUUAUUAUUAUUUAUGUUUUAUUUGUACCGACAACAUGUAAUACAGUAUUUGUAAUUACCCUCAGUAUUUAUUUCAAUAUGGCAAAUAAAG
Cylas formicarius (sweet potato weevil) is the source of this 4983-nucleotide messenger RNA. Its product is annotated as neuroligin-4, Y-linked-like. Lineage: Eukaryota; Metazoa; Arthropoda; Insecta; Coleoptera; Brentidae. Gene Ontology annotation, biological process: presynaptic membrane assembly; chemical synaptic transmission; synaptic vesicle endocytosis. Gene Ontology annotation, molecular function: neurexin family protein binding; signaling receptor activity. The record is from RefSeq and is a predicted model, not a curated record. Bases 580 to 4368 code for a protein of 1262 amino acids. Gene Ontology annotation, cellular component: postsynaptic membrane; synapse; cell surface. The transcript is spliced from 10 exons.